Acanthopagrus latus (yellowfin seabream) is the source of this 1341-nucleotide messenger RNA. RefSeq names its product casein kinase II subunit beta. Gene Ontology annotation, cellular component: cytoplasm; protein kinase CK2 complex. The transcript is spliced from 7 exons. The coding region runs from base 114 to 761 and encodes 215 amino acids. NCBI's taxonomy places the organism in Eukaryota, Metazoa, Chordata, Actinopteri, Spariformes, Sparidae. The record is from RefSeq and is a predicted model, not a curated record. Gene Ontology annotation, molecular function: protein kinase regulator activity.
UUAUUUUGAAAACUGUGAGUGACCGGAAAAGGGAUUCGUCAUCCAUCCCGGAAGCGAGGACCAAACUAGCUAAGCUUGCAAAUUGAUGUGUCCACCAAUAUAGAAAAAGGAGGAUGAGCAGCUCAGAGGAGGUGUCCUGGAUAUCCUGGUUUUGUGGACUGAGAGGGAAUGAGUUUUUCUGUGAGGUCGAUGAAGACUACAUUCAGGACAAGUUCAACCUGACGGGUUUGAACGAGCAGGUACCUCACUAUCGCCAGGCCCUGGACAUGAUUCUUGACCUGGAGCCAGAUGAGGAACUUGAAGACAACCCCAAUCAGAGUGACCUGAUAGAGCAGGCAGCAGAGAUGCUCUACGGGCUCAUACAUGCACGUUACAUCCUGACAAACAGAGGCAUUGCACAGAUGUUGGAAAAGUAUCAACAAGGGGAUUUUGGUUAUUGCCCCAGAGUCUAUUGUGAGAAUCAGCCAAUGCUUCCUAUCGGUCUGUCAGACAUCCCCGGAGAAGCAAUGGUGAAGCUUUAUUGCCCAAAGUGCAUGGAUGUUUACACCCCCAAGUCCUCCAGACACCACCACACAGAUGGAGCCUAUUUUGGGACGGGGUUCCCCCACAUGCUGUUCAUGGUGCACCCAGAGUAUCGCCCGAAGCGACCAGCCAACCAGUUUGUGCCAAGGCUAUAUGGUUUCAAAAUCCACCCAAUGGCUUAUCAACUCCAACUUCAGGCUGCUUCAAGUUUCAAGAGCCCAGUCAAGACAAUUCGCUAGAACUCCGCUUUGAUGAACCCAGUGGACUCAAAAGACUUUUGUUUACUAUAUGUUUGAAGAUAUGGAUUAGAUAAUCCCAGUGAAUUCCUGUACAGUUCCCCAAACUCACCUGUGUUGAUAGAUUCAGACAUUUCAUGUCUUUAGUGAAACAGUUACAGAUGACCAGGUUAGUUUUCCCACAUACAACAUGUAAUUAUUCCAGAGGGUCAGAUGCCUGAUUCUUAAUAAUUGAUGUUAAUUCAUCUUUCACAUUUCUGAGAGAGAAAAGUGGCUUUAACUCUGAUAAUGAAGGCUACAGAGUGCUUUGUGGCUCAAUUGCAGAGGAUUGAAUGUACCAGGAAAUCUUGCCACCAGCCCAUGACAGGUUUGCCUUAUCUGCGAUACAGUCAGUCAUUUAAUUGCAUCAAACAUGAACUUCCUCUGCAGAAUAGAUGUUGGAAAUCUGCAUAAGAUUUGAUUCUGUUAACACGAAGGAUUUUAUUUGAAAAUAGCAAUACAUGUAAAUGAGGUCAGGUGCUAUUUCCAAGAAACAACGAUACCAAAUUAAAGGUAGAAAGGACGAUCUUGUGUCAAAAAUGGA